UUGGUGAGGCCGAAGCGAUGGCUGAAGGAUUUUGCUGGAGUGAUCAAAUGCGUCACUGGUAGAAAUGCGUUGGACUACAACGGCUAUGGCUGCUGGUGCGGUAUGGGUGGCCAUGGCACCCCGGUAGACGCCAUCGACAGGUGCUGCCAGCAACACGAUCACUGCUACGACAUGCUUGCGAAGAAGGACUGCGCCAUCUACGUUACGCCAUACAACUGGAAUUGCGUCAACCACGAUAUCCGAUGCGCCGGUGAGUUACCAAACAACGUCUACAGCUCAUUGAACGAGAAAUUUAGAAACCACCACGCACAUGUGUUCAAUGGGACUGUGCCUCUGCGACACACAAGCCGCUCGUUGCUUCAAGAAGAACCGAUACCCGAGGAGAAAGCCACGUUGCAACAACUGAAGCCGUCCGUCAGGUGCGUUUCAACAUCCAUUCAACGCAAAAUAUUAAAUCCAUUUUUAAAUUUCCCUCUGCUAAACUGUACGAUGAUUUGUGGUGUCGUGUUCUCUGAUUUUCUGAGGAAUUGCAAGUGCAUGAUGGCUGUCUGUGUAAUCAGAACCAAUCGCUUUAAAAUUCAAAACUUAUGGCAUCAUUAACG
This is a messenger RNA of Soboliphyme baturini, 602 nucleotides long. NCBI's taxonomy places the organism in Eukaryota, Metazoa, Nematoda, Enoplea, Dioctophymatida, Soboliphymatidae. The record is from the annotation of a GenBank genome assembly.